Molecule: messenger RNA, 2517 nt
Organism: Tetranychus urticae (two-spotted spider mite)
Lineage: Eukaryota; Metazoa; Arthropoda; Arachnida; Trombidiformes; Tetranychidae
Gene: Ppat-Dpck
Product: Bifunctional Phosphopantetheine adenylyltransferase - Dephospho-CoA kinase
Biological process (GO): coenzyme A biosynthetic process
Molecular function (GO): ATP binding; dephospho-CoA kinase activity
Source: RefSeq, a predicted model, not a curated record
GUUUACCACAAAUGAUAGUCUUUAGAUAGCAACAGCUGAUAUAUAAACUCUUCAAAUCAAUGUAAUUUUCAUAUUUGUUUUCCUCUUUUGUUUUGUUUGUUUCAAUUUUAUUUUCUAUUUUUUUCAACAAAUUAGUGAUAUGUUUAAUUGUGGGUUACUGUUGAUUCAUUCUCCAUUAAAUAAGAUUCCAACUAAAAUUGGACACUUUCUCAAUGAGGCAAAGUCAUUGGUAAGUCAAGUUCUUUACAUCAAAGUUGAACGAAAUCCAAGCGAAGAAAUUGGUUCCAACAAACAAUCAGAUGAUAAUCAUUAUUACGUACCUAGUAUUUAUCGAGCAGCUAGCUCAAGAGUCCCUCAUUUAGAUGUCCGAGUUAUAAUCAAGCCACAAUUAUCUAGUUUUCGCUAUCAACCUCAAAUUCUCCUUUGUAACCAUCCUUUGGAUCACAUUAAUACAAAAAAUUUCCCUAGUCUAGUGGGAAGUAAAGUUGAUCUUGGCCAAUUCAAAGAAAUAAAGAUAAUCAAUAGUCCAGAUGAGGCUACGGAUUCAGCACCAGUAUCUUCAACGCACAUUGUCAAGCAUGAUCAUGUUUGUCUUGGUGGAACAUUUGAUAACCUUCACAAUGGCCAUAAAGUAUUACUUAGUGAAUCCCUGAUACGUACCAAUAAAUCAAUGACUAUUGGAGUUACUGAUGUUAAUAUGAUUAAAAAAAAGGUUCUGUGGGAAUUAAUCAAACCAUUAGAGGAACGGAUUGAUGAUGUUCGUCAAUUUUUAACCGAUGUCUGUGAUUCGAUUGAAUAUAAAAUUGUCGGAAUCACAGAUCCUUUUGGACCAGCAAUUGUCGAUCCAGAAUUGAGUUGCAUUGUGGUCAGCGAGGAAACAUUAAAGGGAGGCGAAAAGAUCAAUACAAUUCGAGAAGAAAAAGGAAUGAAAAGGCUUGAAAUUGUGAGCAUUGGUUUGGUCAAAGAUGAAGCACAUGAAAGUGCCCAUGAAGAAGACAAAAUAAGCUCAUCAAGUCUACGAAUAAGAAAACUUGGAACUUUGCUCAGGAAACCAGUUCCGCGAGAUCAUUUACCUCGACGACCAUAUCGUAUUGGUCUGGUUGGAGGAGUUUGUUCAGGCAAAUCCACAAUCUGUCAACAUCUUUCAGAUCUCGAUAUCGUAACUCUGAAUGCCGAUGUAAUAGCCCAUUCGACUUAUGCCAACCCCAACGCUAUCGCUUACUCCAAGAUAGUUGAAGCUUUUGGUUCAGAUAUUGUUAAUCCUGAUAAAUCAAUUAAUCGACAAAAGCUGGGUACAAUUGUCUUCUCUAAUGCAGAUAAAUUGGCUCAAUUAAACUCUAUAGUUUGGCCAGCAACCAAGGAGCUAAUUGAACAAAGAAUUGGUGAAAUUUCUGAUGAACACGAUAUUGUGGUCGUUGAAGCUGCUUUAAUGUUGGAAGCAGGCUGGCAAGAUCAAUUUCAUCAAAUAUGGGUAUCAAUCGUUACUGAAGAAGAAGCAAUCAAGCGUUUAAAGGAGCGAAAUGGCUUGGAUGAAGAGGAAGCACGUAAACGAAUAGCUAAUCAAAUGACCAGCCACGAGCGAGUUCAACAUGCGAAUGUAGUUUUCUCAUCACAAUGGGAACGAGAAUUCACACAGAAACAAGUCAAUAAAGCAGUUGAAAUGGUGCGAAGUCAAUUUUUAAAUUGAAUCAAACUUAAAAAACAAAAUUUUAUAAAGCAUGUUAUUUUUGUUACAAGCUACAAUUGUUUUGCUAAAAUCAUUGAUUCAUCCAGCGACUUCGUACUUUAUUCCAAAAUUUACCUCAUAUUGAUACAAUCAACUCAUGCAAUUUGUUAAUCACAAGUGAAACAAUCCAGUUAACCAAAUAAAAGUGAAAGGAAAGCCAAAAUUUGUCAAUAUCAUUCAUCGGUCCAGAAUCAGAUUCACUUGACUGUCUUUAUUGGUAAAAAACCGAUGCCACAAUUUGUCUCAUGGAAUCAGUCAACUCGGUAUUCAGUAUAUUCACAUCACCAUCACUUGCAUCAUCAUCACCAAUAAAUAAAAUACAGAAAAGUAGCAAAAAAUUUUCUAUCCAUGAUAUACCAAGCAUAUUAUGAUAAAUCUUUCUUUUCCUUCUCUCCUUUCUGUCUUUUCAUUUCUUUUCUUUAUUUGUUCCUUUCCUUUCCACUUUCUAUUACCUAGUAGCUAAGUAAUCCUAUUCAUUUACCUUUUGUUGUCUUUCCUUCUUUCUCUUACUCUCUCUUCAUCCUUAUCAUUAUCAUCAUCAACAAUUUUUGGUUCCUUUUGAUAAACAACAAUCAAACCCUCCUUCACUUCUCCAUCUCUUCAAUUAAUUGUGAAUCAUCACCAUGUUACCUGUGAUUCCUUUGACUGUUUUUUUUCUCCUUUUUUUCUUCUUCCUCUAAAUCUCUCCACGAGCCAUCAAAGGCUCACUUUUACCUUCAUAAUUAGUUAAACUGAUUGCUUUCCGUUGCUUUAUGAUUUAUCAACAAAAACAGUCCAAUUCGCUUGAUUCA